AUGGCCUCUUACACGGAUAUCCACCGGUUCCUGGAGCCGCUGAGCAUCGACGUUGAUAGAUCGGAGGGGCUUUCGCGGGGGUUUCUGGGGACUUUCAGGGAUCUGGCUGCGAAUUCGAGGGACCAAGGAGGGACAAAUCUUCGAGUUGGCUUCGUCGAGCUGCAUGGCGACGACAAAGAUCCUGCAUCACGUGUCCAGCGACCACUGGAGAGAUCAUGGCCCAUUGCCAACCAUCUAAAAAACGACAACGCAAACAGCCUCUUUUCAUGGAUUGGGAGAUGCAUCGCCGACGUUGUGGACGAGGGCUGUAGAACCUUUAACAUAGCUAACGAUGAGCCCCUACCUUUGGGCGUCACCUUCAGCUUCCCCAUGGAGCAGCGAUCUGUCUCUCACGCCUUAUUGAUGGACAUGGGCAAGGGAUUCGCCCUGCCGUCUGGCAUCGACUUGGGGGCUUAUAUCGAGCAGGGCUACGCAGAUUCUCGACAGACUGGGCUACCACCGAUCAAAGUCACCGCCAUAGCAAACGACGCUGUAUCGACGCUAGUGUCGUGCAUAUUCAGCUACGGCGGCAUGGAGCAUCGACGAGCAGCCAUGGCACUGAUUCUGGGCACGGGAUCUAAUGCUACGGUGCCCCUGAAGCUGGAUCUUUUGCAUCCAAGCAAACGCCCGCUGACGGUGAGCCUUCUUCCAGGCGAGGAGGUGGCCGACGCCAAAAUCGCAGUCAACACGGAGUGGAGCAUAAACGGCACGCUGCCGCCCAUGGUGAAGGCCAAUCUAGUCACUAAAUGGGACGAUGCUUUGUCUCUGCAGAACGAGAGGCCCGGAUUUCAGCCCCUGGAGUACAUGACGGCAGGAAGAUACUUGGGUGAACUAGCGCGAAUCAUUCUGGUUGAUUAUCUUGUCAACGAGUCCAAGGUGGCCAUCGAGACGUUGCCGCGGAAGCUGCUGGAAAAAGAGAGCCUGCCAACGACGUUCCUAAGUCACUAUAAGCCGCUACAGACCCCAUCCGCCCUGCUGGAGAAACUGAGACAGCAGAUCCCCGAAGAUGCCGAUUCCUCGUUUGCCUGGACGGAAGACCUCGCCGCGGCGCUGUACCACAUCGCAAAGGCCAUUGAAGUCCGGGCGUCUGGCAUUAUCGCCGCCGCCAUCGUCGCCCUGCUUACGCUUGCGGACGAGAUACCUGAGAGUGCAAGCGCAGACGUAAAUGGGGGCGUAAAUGGAGACGCAGAUACGAGUUCCCCCAUUCGCGAGCUUGGUGUUGGUUACACCGGUGGCUGCAUAGUUCACUUUCAGGAUUACUUGGCUGACUGCCAGCGCUUUUUGGACGAGUUGCUGGCGCGCAGAUUUGGCCACAACGGACGUCUGCGUGUGGUUUUAAAUCCUUGCCAUGAUGGCGGUGUUACAGGAGCGGGUAUUUUGGUCGUUGCUGAGGCGUCGUCGAGUAGGAAGAACAAUUAUACAAGAGAAAGUAGCCCGUUGUGCAUCCCAAGUCUCGCGCCAUCCGCGACACAGAGCACAUCACCACGCCCUAUUCCCUCGCCUACGCUUUAUUCCCGCACGGCAACGACUCACACAGUCUCCGAACAACGGCGUCAGGAAGUACUCACGAAACACCGCCCUCGUGAACUUCACGAUGGUGGCGAGCAAGGGAUUCCAGCAACAAAUCAACAGACUUCAAGCUACAUCAUCACCAACAGCAAAAACAACAGCCAAGAUGAUACCAAAGAUAACAUCCACGUCCACGUCGACAACACCAUCGAUGAACCUCCCACCGAACACUCCCCCCUCCUCCGCCACAACUCCUCCUCUUCCUCAUCAUCAUCCUCUUCCUCCACCACCACCGCACAGCCCUUCAUCUUCCUCGGCGAAACGUCUCCCACCCGCUUCUGGCUCAUCUUCGGCCAGAUCCUCUCCGCCCAAUUCCUCGCCAGCUUCGACAGCACCAUCAUGGCCUCAUCCCACCCCGUCAUCACCUCGCACUUCAAGGCCGCAAACUCAGCCUCCUGGCUUUCGACUGCGUUUCUGCUCACGUCGACGGCUUUUCAGCCGCUGCUGGGGAGGCUGUCGGAUGCAAUGGGCAGAAAACCGCUGUUCUUGAUAAGUCUAGCCAUCUUUGCCUUGGCGACGCUGUGGUGUGCUGUUGCGGGGAGCAUUGAGAGCUUUGUUGCGGCGAGGGCGGUUUGUGGGCUUGGAGCGGGAGGAGCAAUGACUCUGGGAAGUAUUCUGACGAGUGACUUGGUGCCGAUUGAACGCCGCGGCAACUACCAGUCAUACGUCAACGUAAGCUUCGGCGCCGGAGCCGCCUUCGGAGCCGCCCUCGGCGGCGCCAUGGCCGAGGCACUCGGCUGGCGGUGGGAGUUUGGAGUACAGAUCCCGCCGAUACUGCUCUGCAUUGCCGUCGCUGUGGUGGUGAUUCCGGACGACAUUGGGCUCAAGGGGGCGCGUAAAGGGGUUUGGGAGGCGCUCAGCGAGUUCGACUUUAAGGGUUCCAUUUUGCUGACUGUGUCGACGACGUCUGCCAUCUUGGGGCUGAACUUUGGCGGCAACAUCUAUCCGUGGACUCACCCCUUUGUCAUCGCCUCCCUCUCCAUCGCAGCCAUCUCCUUCCCAACCUUCCUCUGGAUCGAAUCCCGCGUCCACAUGCCCAUCAUGCCUCUCCGUCUAAUCCGCCACUCCCCUCGCGCAAACCUCAUCUUCUCCAACUUCAUCGCCGCCCUCCUUUCCAACUCCAUCCUCUUCAACAUCCCCCUAUACUUCCAAGCCGUCCUCCUCUCCAGCGCCACCUCCUCCGGCCUACGCCUCGCUCUCCCCUCCAUCGUCUCCUCCAUAACUGGCGCCUCGACCGGCUUCGCCAUCACCUACACUCGCCGUCUCAAGUGGCCCGUCGUGUCCGGCACGCUGUGGUAUCUCGCAGGCUGCAUCACCCUCUGCUUUCUGCACCGCGGCAUGUCCACCAUCGUCUACCUCCUCGUUCUUCUCCCCCAGUCCAUCGGCCAAGGCUUUCAGUUCCCGGGCACAUUCAUGGCUAUCCUGGCGUCUUCUUCGCAAGGUGAGCAGGCAGUCGUCACGAGUACUCUUAUUCUCUGGCGGUGCGUGGGCUUUGUGCUCGGAGUAGCGAUGAGCAGUCUCGUUGUACAGAACGCGCUGGUGUAUUAUCUAGAUUUUUUCGUCCAGGGCCAAGACAAAGCCGAGAUCAUCAGGCGCGUAAGGGGGUCCGUCGAGGCCGUUGCCCAGCUUGAGGAGCCGUACAGGGAACAGGUUGUGCAGAGCUAUGAGGCGUCUCUGAGGCUGACCUUUAUCCUCUGCUCCGUGAUCGCUGCAGUUUCGGUGCUCAUUAUUCUGCCUAUAAAAUUGCCACGGUUAGCACCAGUAAAUCGCAAGUCAUGA
Messenger RNA from Trichoderma virens Gv29-8, 3387 nucleotides. RefSeq lists its product as uncharacterized. Bases 1 to 3387 code for a protein of 1128 amino acids. Gene Ontology annotation, molecular function: basic amino acid transmembrane transporter activity; ATP binding; D-glucose binding. Gene Ontology annotation, biological process: basic amino acid transport; carbohydrate metabolic process; transmembrane transport. The transcript is spliced from 8 exons. The record is from RefSeq and is a predicted model, not a curated record. Gene Ontology annotation, cellular component: fungal-type vacuole membrane. NCBI's taxonomy places the organism in Eukaryota, Fungi, Ascomycota, Sordariomycetes, Hypocreales, Hypocreaceae.